Molecule: messenger RNA, 719 nt
Organism: Scleropages formosus (Asian bonytongue)
Lineage: Eukaryota; Metazoa; Chordata; Actinopteri; Osteoglossiformes; Osteoglossidae
Gene: cycsb
Product: cytochrome c, somatic b
Exons: 4
Coding region: 311-628 (105 amino acids)
Molecular function (GO): heme binding; electron transfer activity
Source: RefSeq, a predicted model, not a curated record
GGAUAAAUGUGUGAAUUAAUUGUUAGGACUCUUCUCUCGCUUUUAUAGUCAAAAGAAACAUGGAAGAUACACGCAAAACAUAUUCAACGCCUCUGUGACGUUUCCUUUGUUUGACGCCCGCUACCUCGUGACGUAUUUUAUUGGCGCCUGUAGGCAGUUUCCAGCGCCUCAUACGUAAUGACGUCAUUCGCCAGCGCACGGAUACGUAGUGACCUUCUCGCGCAGCCCGGCGACAGCCGUCAGUGCGCUGAGGCGAGUUCUGUCAAGCCGCUGUGAGGAGUCGAACCCGGGACUCAUCGGGACGACCGACAUGGGUGACGUGGAAAAGGGCAAGAAGGUGUUCGUCCAGAAGUGUGCGCAGUGCCACACGGUGGAGAACGGCGGCAAGCACAAGGUGGGGCCCAACCUGUGGGGUCUGUUCGGUCGCAAGACGGGUCAGGCGGAAGGCUUCUCCUACACAGACGCCAACAAGAGCAAAGGCAUCGUGUGGAGCGAAGACACUCUCAUGGAGUACCUGGAGAACCCUAAGAAAUACAUUCCAGGGACCAAGAUGAUCUUCGCCGGCAUCAAGAAGAAGGGCGAACGUGCUGACCUCAUAGCAUAUCUGAAGUCGGCGACAUCGUCGUAGGAUUGAGCGCCUGCUCGCCACUGACUCUGUGUCUCUGCUUUCUGAACCUUUUACCUGAAAUAAAGCACGCAGUGAAACCCAAAGCAAUUAA